This is a messenger RNA of Bubalus bubalis (water buffalo), 1870 nucleotides long. It is a transcript of the gene LAYN, whose product is annotated as layilin. Lineage: Eukaryota; Metazoa; Chordata; Mammalia; Artiodactyla; Bovidae. The transcript has 8 exons. Gene Ontology annotation, molecular function: hyaluronic acid binding. The record is from RefSeq and is a predicted model, not a curated record. Bases 81 to 1610 code for a protein of 509 amino acids.
UUAGCCAGUGCCGUCUUCAUUGGAUUUCGGAGAAGCCAGACCGGGAUUUUCCUCGGCUCUGCGCCCCGGGCAAACGCAGGAUGUCCCUGGGAAGCUCCGAGUGGGGCGGGCCGGGUGUCUGGCGCCGAGCGUGCUGGAGGAGGCUCUGGGGGGGGGGGGGGCGGGCCCGCCGGCGGAGCUGCCCUCUCCGCAGUGACGUCCCCGGAGGCGGAGGGGCGACAGGCUGGCUCCUCGCCCUCCCCGCCUACUCCGGGUGCCGGGUCCGUCGGUGUUGGGGAGAUGCUGCAGCUGCCAGCCGUUGGCGUUGCGGAGCGCGCCGCUGCCGGUACGCCCGCUCCACCGCCGUAGCGCCCGGGGGUCCGAAGGCGCACCCGAGCCGGGCCAUGCCGCGGGGAGCGGCGCCGCAGGCCGUGCUGCUGGCCGCGCUGCUGGCGGGGCUCCGGGGCGCGACGGGUCGCCUGCUCAGCGGUCAGCCAGUCUGCCGGUUAGGAACCCAGAAGCCUUGUUAUGAAGUCAUUUACUUCCGUGAUGCUUCUCGAAGACUGAACUUUGAGGAAGCCAGAGCAGCCUGCAGGAGGAAUGGGGGCCAGCUAGUCAGCAUUGAGUCUGAAGAUGAACAGAGACUGAUAGAAAAGUUCAUUGAAAACCUCCUGGCUUCUGAUGGCGAUUUCUGGAUUGGGCUCAGGAGGCGUGAGGACCAAAAAAGCAAUGGCACAGCCUGCCAGGACCUUUAUGCCUGGAUCGAUGGAAGCACAGCAGCAUUUAGGAACUGGUAUGUGGAUGAGCCUUCCUGCGGCAGCGAGGUCUGCGUGGUCAUGUACCAUCAGCCGUCGGCCCCCGCCGGCAUCGGGGGCCCUUACAUGUUCCAGUGGAAUGACGACCGAUGUACCAUGAAGAACAAUUUCAUCUGCAAAUAUUCUGAUGGCUUCAAGGAGCGAAGGGAGGGUAUGGUUUUAGCAGAACCCAGAGAAAUCUUGGAGUCAUGCAAGAGGAGCCACCCAACAGGAGCUAUAACCAGACAACACGAGAAGCCAACAGUUCCUUCUACAAGGACUGGAGGUGAAGAGACAGAGCCAGCAAUACCCAUCCUUCCAGAAGACACAGAGAAAGCAGAUGCCACAGAAAUACUGAAAGAAAGCAAAGAAGCUGCCUUGAGCCUUGCCUACAUCCUAAUCCCCAGCACUCUCGUUCUCCUCCUCCUUGUGGUCACCACAGCUGCCUGUUGGGUUUGCAUCUGUAGAAGGAGGAAACGGGGGCAGCCGGACCCCAGCACUAAGGAGCAGCGCCCCACCUGGCCGGCUCCUCAGCCCGGGAACAGCCCGGACCUGGAGGUUUACAACGUCAUACGAAAGCAGAGCGAAGCUGAUCUGGCCGAGACCCGCCCGGACCUAAAGAACAUCUCGUUCCGAGCGCGCUCGGGAGAGGCCUCGCCGGACGCCGUGUCUUGUGACUACGAAAACGUGGCGGUGAACCCGUCUGAGAGCGGGUUCGUGACGCUGGUGAGCAUGGAGAGUGGCUUCGUCACCAACGACGUCUACGAGUUCUCCCCGGGCCGAGCGGGGAGGAGCAAGGAGUCCGGAUGGGUGGAAAAUGAAAUCUACGGUUAUUAGGAGGCUCGAAGGAACCCUGAACUGACAAGAAUGGGAAGGGAGAGAGAAGCAAUUUUCCUAUCAGGGAAACACGCGGAAGGUCUCCGAAGGGGCUCAGAUCAGGUCCUGGGGGUGAGCAUGAGACGGUUUGCGCCCCCGCUGGAGCCCUGGUUUGGGCUGUGUACCUUAACCCAGCCCCUCACCCGGCUGGCAUCUCUAAGAAGCACCUUGCCCAGGGGCUGGCACAUGGUAGAAAAUAAAUACCUGAUUGUUAUAACUGA